Messenger RNA from Ustilaginoidea virens, 2319 nucleotides. RefSeq lists its product as uncharacterized. The record is from RefSeq and is a predicted model, not a curated record. Lineage: Eukaryota; Fungi; Ascomycota; Sordariomycetes; Hypocreales; Clavicipitaceae. The transcript has 4 exons. Bases 1 to 2319 code for a protein of 772 amino acids.
AUGCAGCAUCAUUCUCACCACCAGCAACAGGGUCCGCCUACUUCCCAGCACCUGCAUCAUUCACGACCGUCGAGCAUCGUCCACCAGCAGCAGCAGCAGCAGCAGCAGCAGCACCAGCAACAGCAGCACCAGCAACAGCAACAGCAGCACCAUCACCAAUCCCAUCAGCACGCAGCCCAGCACCAGCAUCAUUCCUUGCCUCCGCCCCAACACCAGCAGAGCGCCUAUUCAUCCCACCACACGCUCUCUCAAGCCUACCAAGCUGGCAACCAGGCCAGCGCUGCCCAAGACAACCUGGGUUACUACAGCCACCCAAGUCCUUACAGCACUCCCGGUGCCAACAGCGGAUACACAUCCGCAGACACUCCCGACAUGAUGGCUGCUGCUCAAAUGCCCCGUCCAUAUCCUCCCAUGUCCUAUCACACGCCGCAGUCCAACUCGCCGGCCUCUGUGGCCUCUCCCUCACAGCAUGACCAGCACAGGAGCCUAUACGGACAACCGACAUCUCAGCAUCUGCAGCAGUCAAUGUAUUACCAACAUCCGUCUCACUACCAGCCCAUGCCGCACCACCCAAACGCCUCCCCGUACGCACAGCAUGCUCAUCAUCCGCAACAAUCCAUGACCUCUCAGCCUAAUAUGAUGAUGUCGCACACUGCGCCGCAGAAUCAAAUGACGCAACAUGCUGCGCAGCACGCCCAAGCCGGCAUGACGGGGAGCCCGCGGACAAAGAUCGAACCCCAGGUGCCCGUUCAGCUCCAGAAACAGGCUCAGGCUUCGCCCAUGGCGCAGACCCAGACGCAGCACCAACCAAACGGAUCGCAAAUGCAAAGCCCCGGCAACGCUGGUCCCGGCGUGAACCCAAACGCUGCCCCGGGUCCCAUCCCCGCAACCACCCCGCUGGUUGUGAGACAAGACGGCAACGGCGUUCAGUGGAUCGCCUUUGAAUACUCUCGAGAUCGUGUCAAGAUGGAGUACACCAUCCGCUGCGACGUCGAGUCCGUCAACACCGACGAUCUCUCGGCCGAGUUCAAGCAGGAGAACUGCGUGUACCCACGAGCGUGCUGCCCCAAGGAUCAGUACCGCGGCAACCGCCUGAUGUACGAGACUGAUUGCAACCGAGUAGGCUGGGCCUUGGCACAACUCAACGCGCCGCUGCGUGGCAAGCGAGGAUUGAUCCAGAGAGCCGUCGACAGCUGGCGAAACAGCAACCAGGACCCGCGCCUUCGAAGUCGACGAGUUCGCCGCAUGGCAAAGAUGAACAAUCGCAAGCAGGUUCAGGGAACCCCCACGCCUCACUCGGGCGCUUCACACCUUCCUGGCCCCAGCGGGCCCUCAGGGAUUUCUGCGGCUCCCGCCCCGAUGCAUGGGGCACCACCACCCAUGGGUAAGCCAGGUAUGGGCAGCAUGGGCCAACCCAUGCACCACCAUGCCGGGCAUCAUGAUGGAAACGCUCCAGGCGGAGAUGAAGUCGGCCACGGAGCUGUCUAUCAAGAUCAACACCAGCAUCACCAAACUGCAACAGCCCAUGGCACUCAUGGCGGGGGAGACGAUGUGAGACCUACGCACGUCUUUACCGGAUACGUCGGUCAAGGCUACCCUGCCAGUGCUCAGGCAGGGCAGAUGUCUCACAUGGCGCCUCGAACAAGCGGGAGUGCGAUUCCCGCACGAACUCAUGGUAGGGCUUCAGCCAACGAGCCCGACGGUCUCUUCCCGGAUGUUCCGGAAGCGAGGAAACGAAAGUUUAUUCUGGUUGACGAUAAUAUGCGGGGGUCGAGGUUGCGCGUGCGGGUCACUCUGGACGGCGUGGACACCAACGAGAUUCCCGACAGCUUUCGAAAAGGCGCCAGCGUGUUUCCCCGCAGCUACUUCCCUCGAGAAAUGCAGAGCCCUCCCCCGAGCGCGUCGGGUGCUCAGUUUUUCGUCCAAGAUGAAUGCGACGACGAUAAGAUUCAAGAGACGGAAGGACGUGACUCCGGGGCUCGAAGAGCCCGCAAGUCUGCUAGCGAAGCGGUGCAAAUGUCGCUCGCCGAAGGGGGGAGUGGCGGGGUUCUGGUGCCCAGGAUGAAGAGGUCUUGCCGCAGCAAAGAGGUAAAACUGAACGACAUGGCGUACCGGAUGGCCUGGCUUCAGAGUCGCGUCUUUGCAGGACGGACCGUUUUCCUUCAACGAGCUCUCGACACGUACCGCAACAAGACCAAGGCUGCUAUCGAGGGCACAAUGCAGGACGUUGUAGCCGUCGCGCCGCACUACGAGACGCGGGCUGGCAAACGGAAAUGGAACGAUCGACGGAGCCGCGGAGAGGCCACAAAUCAGGAUUAA